Molecule: messenger RNA, 1296 nt
Organism: Aspergillus oryzae RIB40
Lineage: Eukaryota; Fungi; Ascomycota; Eurotiomycetes; Eurotiales; Aspergillaceae
Exons: 1
Coding region: 1-1296 (431 amino acids)
Source: RefSeq, a predicted model, not a curated record
AUGGCGCCCUCACACUCGUUUAUGUUGUUUUUGUCUGUCAUUUGUACCCACCUGUGUUCACUCGUUGUUGCCGUCCCGUGGGUUGUCACGGAUUACUAUGAACAGGCUGUCGUCACGGAAGCCUAUUACUACGGUAGUGAGGUUAUAACUACGAUCCAGGAAGUUUCUCCGACGGCCACUUCCUUGCCCGAGGCAGUCUCGACUAUCACCUCCAUCGGCACCGGAUACUAUGGAGGAGAUGCUACCGUCAUCCAGAAGCUGUAUCCCACCGGCGUAGGAGAGUCUCUCGAUGACUACGAUCGUUACCCCUACUACCGCGAUAAUUCCCAUUACACCAUCUUCAAGGUCUAUCUGACCUACUCAGCGCCGACGGGCUGCGCAACACAAUGGACCCAGACCACUGCCGUCCCAGUGAGUCCGCCCGUUGUAGUGCAGAACUUGCUGCCUCGAACCGCCACGGAGACUUCAAUUUCGGUCGACUCCAGCCAACCCUUCCAGCCGACCACUUACACCUAUGACGUGGUCUAUGUCGACCCGACCCAGGUCCCCAGUAGCAGUCUCGACUCCCUCAGUUAUUAUAACCGACCCACCUCCCUGUACACAGGCGCACAGUGCUAUUACACCAGCACAGAGGGUUCCUACAGCAGAAGUUCCUACGGCGGGUACUACGGUUACGACGACGACUAUAACUGGUUCCUUGACGACUACUAUAUGGGUAUCUCCCCGUUGGCCCUCACCCUUAUUCUCACCAUCGGCUGGAUUGGCCUCUUUCUGAUCCUCGGAUUUAUUGAGGCAUUUGUUCGGUUCCGCCGCCUGAUGACUGGCUGGCAAACUCGGCGCGGUCUGCCCGUCUGCUGGUCUCUCACCGUGAUUCCGAUUAGCCUCCUCCUUUUGUGUUUCUUCCGCAAGGGCUAUCGCGCCCGCUCCCAGGCGGACGCGGAGAUCUUGAAGAAGCGAUGGGAUGCUAUGGGCUUCUGGACGAAGCUGCGUCUGUUCUUUGUGUGGGGAUUGCGGUUCAAAUACCCACCAAUGCUGGGCCCGGCGCCAGCACGCGUGAAGACCAGCAAGCAGCCAGGAAAGAACCCCGGACCCCGCCUGCUGACUCCCAGUCCAUCGCAGAGUGUGGCGCCGGAUUCGCGUCAGGGAUCCACCGCUGGACGCAGUGCUGGAGAUCUGGAAAUGGCAGAAGCGUCCCCGGAGGCUUUGCAGCAUCCUUCACAGGCUGCUGUCCCGCCGUCGACCGCAUCAGGGGCACUCCCACCUCAUCAAGAUGACCAUAUUGGCAGAGCGCACUAA